Diutina rugosa is the source of this 1785-nucleotide messenger RNA. It is a transcript of the gene YPS7, whose product is annotated as putative aspartic endopeptidase. The transcript has a single exon. Bases 1 to 1785 code for a protein of 594 amino acids. NCBI's taxonomy places the organism in Eukaryota, Fungi, Ascomycota, Pichiomycetes, Serinales, Debaryomycetaceae. The record is from RefSeq and is a predicted model, not a curated record.
AUGUUUAUAGCGCCACUUAUCACGCUACUAUCGGCGAUUGUGCCAUUUGCAUUACUGGAUUCUACGUCCACGGCAUUUGUCGAUAACCCGUUACUGAUCAGUUUCCAUGGCGACGAUGAUGACUACUAUAACGUCGGUGUUGACGUUGGCGGCCGUCCGUUUGAAGUCCGUUUAGACAUCAACCAGCCCGAGCUCUGGGUGAUGGACGAGCGCCUGUUCCCGCACUGCUCCGAUGUCCAGAACUGGUGGAGUUCGGUCGACUCUCAGUACCCGCUGCUGAUCCCAGAAACCGUCACCACCGAGGCGUUGUAUACUGCUGGGGCGUGUCUUGAUCAGCCUGGAUACCAGCCGCCAGCACUGAUGGCGUCGCCGUUAGUGGCUCAGACUAAUGGUGCUGCGGUUAACGUCCCCUACAUCGCCUCUACUAAUGCGCUGGGGGUGUGGGCUACCGAUAAGGUGGGGAUCAAUUUCACUAAUGGACUGGUGGCUCGGUGGCUGAAUUUUACUUUUAUUGAUGUGAAAGAACUGUCACUACUAUACGGAGGGUUUGGCCUCGCUACUAACCCCAGAGGCCUGGGGCUUUUAACAUCAUUACAACAACUGCGCUUUAUUAAACUGCCAGGUUAUCUGUUGUGGUUUGGCAACACUACGCGUUAUAAUGUCAAUGUUACCACUCAAAAAUACGGUUAUAUCAUUCCCGGGGUGGUGGACCCACUGCGGUACGUGGGCACUUUGUACCUGUUUCCUGUUGUCGGUCACAAGGGUUUCCGCUACCCUCAAGAGCAAAACUACGAUAAUUCUGUGGUGGGUAAUUUGAACCUCCCCAUCGUCGUGUUGGACAACUUGGAGCUCCUCAACCCCAAAGACGGCCUGGUGCUGUUCAUCUCCAACACCAACGUCGCCCCCUUCCCCGUGGCGUUAAGUCUGCGGCUGAUCUUCUCAUUUUUACCCAACCUGAUUCUCAUCGAUUUAGCCAUCCAGACCAACGCCUACUACCUGGCCGACGUCAGCCGCUGGCUUGUUGGUUGCGAGGCGAUCAGAAACGCCCAGGCGCGUAUUCGCUUCAAGUUUAACGACUUGGAGAUCACGAUGCCCCUUGAAAAUUUGAUUGAAAACGCCAUCUUUGGCGGCAAGCAGCUUAAAUUCCAGGACGACCAGAGCGCGUGUACCCUUCUCGUGUUGUCACUGGACCGCAACGGCGCCGCUUCUCUCGGCUUACCCUUCCUCGAGCACGUGUACAUGGUGAUGGACAAUGAGGCCGGCCACGUCGCCCUCGCUCAGCGCCAGGAAGCCACUGAAGACGAUAACCCCGCGCGUGUGGCUGAUGAUGCUGCUGCCAGAGGUAACAGUACCGAUAACGCUACGGCUCCUGAUAACGCCAACGCUCGUGCCGCCACUCCUUCAUCUUCUCUAAGCAAAUCAAGCACUACACGUACGGCUGCCUCAGCCGCCUACAUUGAGAACGGGUUCAUCCCCUACGCCGAGCUGGUGACCACCGAUACCUCGUACGUGUUCACUUACUCUCAGGUGAACUCGCUCGUCAUUGAUGCUCUGCAAGUGCCAGCACGGUUCCUGGGGGCGCUUGUCAGCGAUGGUGCCUACAUCAUCACUGGCUACUACGCCACAGGGCUGGGUGUCAGUACAGUGAACACUAACCCAGCGGAACUGCUGAGUAGCCGUGGUGAGGGUAGUGGCAAUAGUGGCACUGUGGGAGCCACUCGAGCGGUGAGCAUGGCUGCGGUGUGGACGGUUAUGGGGUUCUUGGGGGUUAUUUGCAUGAUAUAA